Molecule: messenger RNA, 654 nt
Organism: Torulaspora delbrueckii
Lineage: Eukaryota; Fungi; Ascomycota; Saccharomycetes; Saccharomycetales; Saccharomycetaceae
Gene: RIP1
Product: ubiquinol--cytochrome-c reductase catalytic subunit RIP1
Exons: 1
Coding region: 1-654 (217 amino acids)
Biological process (GO): mitochondrial electron transport, ubiquinol to cytochrome c
Cellular component (GO): membrane
Molecular function (GO): quinol-cytochrome-c reductase activity; 2 iron, 2 sulfur cluster binding
Source: RefSeq, a predicted model, not a curated record
AUGUUUUCUCUAAGAAGCACCAUGAGAACUUCUUUGAAGUCUAUGUGCAAAACACAAUCUAGAUUGAUCUCUUCCUCCAGUGUUGCAGCUAAGUCCACUUACAGAACUCCAAACUUUGGUGAUGCUGUCCAAGAUGACAUUAACCCAGAUAAGAGCCGUUCUUUCGCCUAUUUCAUGGUUGGUUCUCUAGGUUUGCUAUCCUCUGCUGGUGCCAAGUCUACUGUUGAAACUUUCGUUUCUUCUAUGUCUGCAUCUGCUGAUGUUUUGGCUAUGGCUAAAGUAGAAGUCAACCUAGCUUCCAUCCCAGAGGGUAAAAACGUUGUUGUCAAAUGGCAAGGUAAACCAGUCUUCAUUAGACACAGAACUGCACACGAAAUUCAAGAAGCUAAUGACAUCGAUAUCUCUUCUUUGAAGGAUCCUCAAACUGAUGCUGACAGAGUCAAGGACCCACAAUGGUUGAUCAUGUUGGGUAUUUGUACCCAUUUGGGUUGUGUUCCUAUCGGUGAAGCUGGUGAUUUCGGUGGUUGGUUCUGUCCUUGCCACGGUUCCCAUUACGAUAUCUCUGGUAGAAUCAGAAAAGGUCCAGCUCCAUUGAACUUGGAAAUUCCACAAUAUGAAUUUGAAGAUGGUGAAUCCAAGCUAAUCGUUGGUUAA